Messenger RNA from Nymphaea colorata (pocket water lily), 661 nucleotides. RefSeq lists its product as uncharacterized. The transcript is spliced from 3 exons. The record is from RefSeq and is a predicted model, not a curated record. NCBI's taxonomy places the organism in Eukaryota, Viridiplantae, Streptophyta, Magnoliopsida, Nymphaeales, Nymphaeaceae. Bases 28 to 570 code for a protein of 180 amino acids.
UUUCAUAUCUUGUCAAAAGUGUCGGCCAUGGCCAAGUUUGAAGCUUCCGCAGCCGUACUUGUCAUAUUCUUGGCUUCCUCAAUCGCCAUUCAGUGUGCCUCAGGUGAGCUUGUGUGUGAAAACCUGCCGGCGGACGUCUGCACCUUCGCAAUAUCGUCGUCCGGAAUGCGGUGCGUUCUGGAGAAGUACAGGCGUGGCGGAGAGGUGAAGUAUGAGUGCAAGACGUCGCAGGUGAAGGCGGAGAACAUGGCGGAGUGGAUUGAAACGGAUAAGUGCAUCGAUGCGUGCGGAGUUGACCGGAGUUUGGUUGGCAUCUCCUCCGACUCGCUGCUCAAUGUUGAGUUCCUCAGCAAGCUUUGCGCUGCUCCUUGCUACAAGGAUUGCCCUAACAUUGUCGACCUCUACUUCAACCUGGCCGCAGCCGAAGGUGCUUUCCUUCCCAAGUUGUGCGAGGCUAUCCAAUCAAAUCCUCGACGUGGUAUGAUGGAUGUGUUCCUGUCUGGUUUUACCGAUGGUGAUGCAGCGGCACCAGCAUCUGCACCCGCACCGGCAUCCAUGUCUACACCAUGAUCAUUGUUAGCUAUGGCCUUACGUAAAAUAUUUACCGUCCUAAUUUGUAUUUUUUUUUCUUUUUGAGUAUCUUGUAAGCAAUAAAUUGGCC